AGAAAUGAAACGGGAUUAGUCCACGUGGUAAAAUCAGAAUGAUUCUUUUAAAGAUCAUCCAACACAUCAAGACCGUUGAUUUAUUCCCGCAUCAAAAAAGCGUUCAAUACUACUUACUAUUCUCAGUUUCUCACUUGCUCUCUCUGUUAUAUAUAAAGAGAGACGACGAGUCCACAUUUACUAAUUAAUCUCCUUGGACGUGUAACGCCGUUAAAUCGAUUCUUUCCCACUGCCAUCCUCCGGUUUCUCCGUUUCGCUUUUUCGUCGUCAUCUCCACCGUCCAUUUAUAUUUUUUUCAAUGGCGACGUAUCAUCAGAAGCAAGAAGAAGUUGGAGUUAAAGAUCAAACUCUUAGUAGAGCCGUUGGAGUUCGAAACGUCGAGACUUCAAGACCUUUCCAAGUAAAUCCUACAGUGAGUCUCGAACCCAAGCCGGAGCCAGUGAUGCAGAUGCAAGCUCCGUUGUCUUUAGCUCCACCGUCGUCGACUGGACCCCCAUUGAAGAGAGCUUCGACUAAAGACCGUCACACUAAGGUCGAAGGGAGAGGGAGAAGGAUACGGAUGCCUGCCACGUGUGCGGCUAGGAUAUUUCAACUGACACGAGAGUUAGGUCACAAGUCCGACGGGGAGACGAUUCGGUGGUUGUUGGAGAACGCAGAGCCGGCGAUUAUAGCCGCCACGGGUACGGGAACGGUUCCCGCUAUAGCUAUGUCGGUUAACGGAACCCUAAAAAUCCCGACGACGACGAACGCUGAUUCCGAUUUGGGUGACAACCCGAUGAAGAAGAAACGUAAACGACCUUCUAACAGUGAGUAUAUUGACAUAAACGACGCCGUUUCAGCUUCCUCCGGGUCCCCUCUUUCCGGUCGGUCAUAUGUAGUAAUAGCCUAA
Molecule: messenger RNA, 889 nt
Organism: Camelina sativa (false flax)
Lineage: Eukaryota; Viridiplantae; Streptophyta; Magnoliopsida; Brassicales; Brassicaceae
Source: RefSeq, a predicted model, not a curated record